Molecule: messenger RNA, 1034 nt
Organism: Myiozetetes cayanensis
Lineage: Eukaryota; Metazoa; Chordata; Aves; Passeriformes; Tyrannidae
Product: T-cell surface glycoprotein CD3 gamma chain
Exons: 5
Coding region: 90-887 (265 amino acids)
Biological process (GO): positive thymic T cell selection; cell surface receptor signaling pathway
Cellular component (GO): alpha-beta T cell receptor complex; membrane; external side of plasma membrane
Molecular function (GO): transmembrane signaling receptor activity
Source: RefSeq, a predicted model, not a curated record
GGUGCUGGAGGGGACACACGGAUGGUGGGGGCUCUGCGGCUGCUGCCCUGUUCCCUGGCUGUGGGGGACCCCUUGGCUCCUGGGGUUCCAUGGUUGGGGGGUGCCCCUUGGCUGCAGGAGGCUCCCUGGCUGCUGGAUGUGAUGGAGGGUCUGUGGGUGCUGGGAACCCACCACCUCAGCCCAGCUGCCCUCCCAUGGCUGUCAGGCCGGGCUGGGGUGAGGAGGCAGGCUCAGAGCACCCCAGCCAUCCCCAGCUGCAGGGGGAGGGAGGCUCCAGCCCCCGGCAUCCGGCACCUGACGCAGAGCUGGGCGAGUGGUGCAGUUGUGGUGAGGAGCUCUCUGAGAGGGGACGGAACCGCCGCCUCUGUGCCAUGUGGAGGGGAAGGGCCCUGGGUGUCUGGGCAGUGCUGGCCAGCCUGGCUGUGCCCAGCUGGGGUAACCAAGGACCUAAAAUAAUUGUGAAAGAAACCAGUGGGAAGGUGUUCUUGCAAUGUGCAACACAAGGUAAAGUUACGUGGUGGAAAGAUGGGAACGAGCUUGGAAACACAACUCAGCUGGAGCUGAGUGCAGUUUACGACGAUCCCAGAGGCCUCUACACGUGUAAAGUAGGAGAGACAACAGAGGGGACGCUGCAGGUGCACUAUCGAAUGUGCCAGAACUGCAUCGAGGUGGACGCUGCCACCGUCUCGGGGAUCGUGAUCGCCGACGUCAUCGCCACCAUGCUGCUGGCAGUGGCCGUGUACUGCGUCACCAGCCACGACAGGGGACACAUGUCACGAGCCUCUGACAGGCAGAACCUGAUUGCCAACGACCAGCUCUACCAGCCCCUCGGAGAGCGGGAGGAUGAGCAGUACAGCCGGCUGGCACCCGCCCGGGCCCGCAAGUGAGAUGGAGCCUGUGACUCCAUCAGCACGCAGGCUCCACCUGGAGAUCACCCCUGCUCCCUGCCAGGUUGGGCUACUUGUAGCACUGUGCUCAUUCCAUGACCUCCUGCACUUCUGUAUUCCUCUCAUUAAAGAUGAGCCUGUCCCACA